Messenger RNA from Abrus precatorius (Indian licorice), 952 nucleotides. RefSeq lists its product as uncharacterized. Bases 128 to 949 code for a protein of 273 amino acids. The transcript is spliced from 6 exons. The record is from RefSeq and is a predicted model, not a curated record. Gene Ontology annotation, molecular function: catalytic activity. Lineage: Eukaryota; Viridiplantae; Streptophyta; Magnoliopsida; Fabales; Fabaceae.
GCUUCCAUUACGGUGCUUUCGCCUUUCCUCUGUUCACGCGAGGUGUAACAGAGCUCCCAUUUUGCACGAAAGCUUCAAGAGGUAUGAACUAACCGGCUUUCGAUCGUUAUGUACAGAUUCAGUGAAAAUGGAUUCAAGAGCAAACCAAACUAUGGAAAACCAAAGUACCGUUUUAUACCAAAACGUCGUCGUAAUGAGGCACGGCGAGCGCCUCGAUAACUUUGAGCCCACCUGGGCCUCCACGGCGGCGAGGCCCUGGGAUCCGCCACUGGCCCAAGAGGGUCGGGUUCGGGCUUUCGAAACGGGUACGAGGCUCCGACAAAGUCUCGGGUUCCCCAUCCACCGCAUCUUUGUUUCACCUUUCCUCCGCUGCCUCCAGACCGCCGCUGAAGUCAUCGCCGCCCUCUCCUCCGUCGACGAUGGUUCCCGCGACGGUGUUAGCAACGAACCUUCGAAAGUCAAGGUUUCCGUUGAGUAUGGAUUAUGUGAAAUGAUGAAUGGGGUAGCUAUCCGUCUCAAUGUUGCACCUAAAGAUGGAAAUUGGGGUUUUGAUAUAGCAGAGUGUGAAGCCAUGCUCCCACCUGAGACACUGGAUAAAAACGUAGAAAGGGUCUAUAAAGAGUUGCCCAAAUGGGAAGAGCUACUUUUGCAAACAAGGGCUAGAUUUCAGCAAGUUAUUAAGGACCUUGCAGAUAAAUAUCCUACCGAGAACUUGCUUCUUGUUACACAUGGGGAAGGAGUUGGAGUGGCUCUUACUUCAUUCAGAAAUGAUGCUGCGGUAAAUGAAGUCCAUUACUGUGGAUAUGUACAGCUUAAACGUCCUAUUUUCGACAAAAAUCAUUCAUUUAGUGAUGCAGAGUUCCAAUUACUUACUCGUAGUGGUGAAACUGGCGUCACCUAUUUCCUUCCAAGUCAUUUGAAAAAUCACACCGACCAAACUUCACCAUGAUCA